AUGGAGCAGGAAAUGAGCCCCAACUACUACGAAAUCCUAGGCAUUCCCCCGACCGCAAGCGCAGGAAUCGUCAAAAGGGCCUACAGGGUCAUCGCGCUCGCCAAACACCCAGACAAGAACCCGUCUCCAGACGCAACAGCUGAGUUUCAGCUCGUGGGCAUAGCCUACGAAACGCUCUGCGACGCAGACAAACGGCAGCACUAUGACACGCAUAUUUACCCCAAAGUACUCAUGAGCAGAUCCAGAUCUCAAUCCAGCACUGAUACAGCAGGACAAGACGCGAACAAGAAAGGAAGCCAAAGCCAAAGCCAAAGCAAACGGGAUACCAACCCUCAAACCCCGGAGGAAAAACUAAUGGAGCGAAUGGAGCGUAAGCUCGCGAGGAAAAUACUUAACGAAGCCUAUGCCCUGAAUGACAGAUUGAAGACGGCAAAAGCUCACAUUGCUAGCCUGCAGCAGCAACUAGGUCGGAUUUUGGAGCAGAGAGCCGCUAAUGGGCCAUCGGCUGAUUUGGGCUGGAGGCAAAAUACCGUUGAGCAUCAGAUUGCGAAGGCGCAGGAGGAAGUCAUGUAUUGUGAGUCUGGGAUUAGACUCCGCCUUCGGGCAGCUCAGAUGUCCAGAAAGUGGUAG
Messenger RNA from Aspergillus mulundensis, 630 nucleotides. RefSeq names its product J domain-containing protein. Bases 1 to 630 code for a protein of 209 amino acids. The transcript has a single exon. Gene Ontology annotation, biological process: cellular response to misfolded protein. The record is from RefSeq and is a predicted model, not a curated record. Gene Ontology annotation, cellular component: endoplasmic reticulum membrane. Gene Ontology annotation, molecular function: Hsp70 protein binding. NCBI's taxonomy places the organism in Eukaryota, Fungi, Ascomycota, Eurotiomycetes, Eurotiales, Aspergillaceae.